Molecule: messenger RNA, 2054 nt
Organism: Planococcus citri (citrus mealybug)
Lineage: Eukaryota; Metazoa; Arthropoda; Insecta; Hemiptera; Pseudococcidae
Exons: 9
Coding region: 391-735 (114 amino acids)
Source: RefSeq, a predicted model, not a curated record
GAAAGCAUAUCUUGUGUGCUGGGCAGUACUGCAACUCCUUUGAGGAUAUUCAAGAAACAACGAGCCUGUGCAAAAAAUUGAACGUGGAAUACGAUUGGGGAGAUACGGUUUUCAAGUCGAAUGAUACACCAGAAGACGAAGAGGAAGAGGAAGAAGAGAAAUUCACGAGGAAAAAGCCAACGAUGAGGAUAGUUGAAGAUUCGGGCACGAAUAAAUUGAUUGUAGACCAUAAUUUUCACGAAUUUGAUGAUUAACUGGAAAAGGAAGAAGGAGACGAUGACGUAAUCGAUGCAGAUAAAUUAAACGAGACAUUGGGUAAAAUACACAUGAGACAACUUUUGGACGACUACCAGCACGAUGUUCGUUUAUUGAAAGAAAUGCUGCUGGAAGAUGGCGAGCUACACUCAGAUGCGAAAAGACAACGUAAAUUCCAGUGGAAAAGUUAGACCAACGGAGAUGAUUUCUUUAAAAACUACAUAUAGUUACGAUUCGGACGACGAGAUUAAUUUAAACGACAACGACGAAAGUGAAGAGCACUGGAGAAAAAUACGCCACGAACGUGAAACGUUUCUAUCGCAACAGGAGAAAAAAAAAUCGAAACUCAACGAUACAGGCACCGAAAGCGUCGAAAGUACUUUCUCGAGCACGAAAAUCAUCGACGAAAGUAUAGUUAUGAAAGUCGUCCAAUGUACUCAGUCGUUUUCGUCGGGUGACUGCGAACACCUCGAAAGAUAAGCCUGAUCAAGGAUUAUCAAAAAUUAAUUACUACAAUUCAAUGCGGUUCCUUCCUGACCCAGGGUAAAUACUAAACUGCUGUCCAAAAUGACCUUAUCAGUUAGCGAAACCAAAGAAAAUUUACAUGGUGUCAAAAACAGCAGGAAUUUCGUCUUCGGAGCCAGAAGCCCUAAAAAAAAAAGAACAAGUCACAGUUACGCGUUGAAAAACCAUCGGAAACAACUCGCAUUCAGCAGAACACUUGUGAUUUUUUGAUUACUCAUACGUGUUGAAGCAGUGUGACUCGUGUGCCAUAUCGAUGACGAUAAUACGAAAAUCCGAAAAUCAAAUAAAUCCGAACGCAGUAUUUUUCAAAGCUGUGUCAUCACAACGAAACAACAUUCAAUUGCGCCGAUGCAGAUGCCGAUGAAAGAGAUAAAUCAGGCAGGCACCUACACUAUAGGUACAGCAAACAAACACAUUACGAUGUACCUACCAAUCGCGCAUUUCUCACCGAAAAAAGAAAAUUGAAAAAAACUUUAUUGAUCAUUUUCGCAGCUACGAAAACAAAUGGCAAUCGACACAAUAAGUUUUCGUUCCAAAUAAAGAAAAAAAUGCCAAUGGAAAAAUUCUCUAUAUAAUGAAACCAAAGUACCUAUAGCUCAGUUGCACUGUUCUGAAAGCAUUUUUACGAUUACUUUGGUACUUUUCAUUUUAUAACACGCAUUUGAAAUGGCAAUGAAAGUUAUCGGCGUGUAUUUAAUGCUGUCGUAUCUUUUUCUACACAACGACGUCUCGGGUUUCAUACAAAUCACCGAACAGCAAUAUGCUGCUUUUAAUGGGGUAGAUCCUACAACAAGCUGCAAAUGCAACAAUACAAUGAUAGCCAUAUGCAAUAUGCUGGGUAAAAGACCAGGAUUCACAGACGGACAAAAAUGCCAAGUAGCCGGGUUUCCAUCGUGCAUGGACUCAUAUGUAAUAUUACAAAAGACCUGCGGUGGAGGGACAUUUAAAAAACAGAUAAAGAUACUGAUGUGUUCGUGGACUCCGGGAAAAACAUUCAUUCUUGGUAAGGGACAAUCUCCAAAUCACGUGAUGAAUUAUGGUAUUAACAAGGACAGAGAUCUCGAAGGAUUGGCGGAUAUUCUAUACAAAGCAUGUUAGAUUUAAUAGAAAAUUCAAAACCAUAAUAUAUGUAGCUUACCUGAAAAUUUAUUGUUUGCAAAUGUUUUUUUCAUGUAGGUACCUCGUACAUUUAUUGAGUUUGAUUGUUCAAAAUUACGAGUACCUAUACUCUAAUUGAAUACCUAAUAUUAAGUACCUACAUAAUAAAAUUAUGA